Molecule: messenger RNA, 1251 nt
Organism: Pedinophyceae sp. YPF-701
Lineage: Eukaryota; Viridiplantae; Chlorophyta; Pedinophyceae
Source: the annotation of a GenBank genome assembly
AUGGCGCCGGCGGCAGGCGUGGCUGACCCGCACGCUGCGAGCCGUCGCGAGAGGCUGCCGCAGGACGUGCUGCCCGUGUACGACCGCGAAUCGGUGGAACGGGUGUUCAGAGAGCACGGGAUCAAGCCGAAGCAUGUCGACGCUGUGUACAAGCACCUCGCUUCCUCGCCCACCGCGGCCCUCGGCGACCUCGAGGACCCCGCCGUGUGUCCGUCCAUCCCCGUGAAGGCCCGUGAUCUGCUCCGCGAGAGAUUCACCACCACCACCACGCGGGUCGUCGGCCGGCAGGACGGCGGUUCGGCCACGAAGCUCCUGGUCGAGCUGUUCGACGGGCAGCGCAUCGAGACGGUCGUCAUGCGGCACGACUCCACCCUCGGCAUCGACCCUUCCCAGCCCGACGGGAGGCGUCGAGGCGGCGAGCGCGCCACUCUUUGCGUGUCCUCGCAGGUGGGCUGCGAGAUGGGGUGCAAGUUCUGCGCCACCGGCACGAUGGGCCUCCGCGCCGACCUCCUGCGCCACGAGAUCAUCGAGCAGCUCUACCACGCGCGCCGCGUCGAGCCCAUCCGCAACAUCGUCUUCAUGGGCAUGGGCGAGCCGCUGGCCAACUACGGCGAGGUCCGCGCGGCGAUCGGGGAGGUCACGAACCAGAAGUCCUUCGGCAUCGCGCCGCGGCGGAUCACCGUGUCGACCGUCGGCGUCAUUCCGGGCAUCCUGAAAAUGGCCAAGGACAUGCCGAAUGUGCACCUGGCGCUGUCGCUCCACGCGCCGACCCAGGGCCUGCGGCAGGACAUCGUGCCGAGCGCGGGCGCCGCGGGCCUCACGCGGCUCAUGGGGGCCGUCAAGCGGUACCAGGACCAAACGGGCAACCGCGUGUUCAUCGAGUACGUGAUGCUGCACGGCGUGAACGACGGUGAGACGGAGGCGCACGAGCUCGGGCUCCUCCUCCAGGACCACGGCGUAGAGGCGGUCAUCAACCUCAUCCCGUGGAACCCCGUCCUGGCCGACCCGGGCAUCGUGUUCGAGGCCCCGGGCGUCGAGCACCUGGAGCGCUUCCAGAAGAUUCUCGGGGGCGUGUACGGCGUGCGGACGACGAUCCGCGUCGAGAAGGGGCAGGACAUUUCCGGUGCCUGCGGGCAGCUGGUGGUGGCGGACGAGGCCAAGGGCGGCGGGGGCGGCGGGGGCGGGCGAGACAUCGAGGAUCUCGUGCGGGGCGUCGGGGCCGGCGCGGAGACCGCGUGCGGGUGCAGCUAG